AUAAGAAAGAAAAUAGCCAAACAAGGGCUGGAAAAUUUCGUUUUUAGUCCCCCUUUUUUUUUUUUUUUUUUUUUUUUUUUUUUUGUAAAUUCGGAUCUGAAAAGCUGAAUAUCCGGACCUUGAACUCCCGGAAACACGACUGAAAACCCUAGCGCCACCAUCUUCUCCAGCCGACGGUGACAGCGGCGCAAGAUCGGACGGAACUCGGAGGAUUUUCUCCAGCUAGAGCUUCGCUUUCGCCUUCUAUUAGUCUUAAAAAGAUAUCACACUCUUCAGGAUGGUAUAGUUAGCUGGGAAAAUCAUGGCUUCCAAAGGUCCAAGGUCUAAGCUUGAUCAUGAAUCGAGAGCUAAGCGCCAAAAGGCCCUUGAAGCUCCCCGAGAACCGCGUCGCCCAAAAACACAUUGGGAUCAUGUUUUAGAGGAGAUGGUUUGGCUUUCAAAGGACUUUGAGUCGGAGAGAAAAUGGAAAUUGGCUCAGGCGAAGAAAGUUGCUUUGAAAGCCAGUAAGGGAAUGUUGGAUCAGGCUACAAGGGGUGAAAAGAAAUUGAAGGAAGAAGAGCAGCGGUUAAAAAAAGUUGCACUCAACAUUUCAAAGGAUGUGAAGAAAUUCUGGCUCAAAAUUGAAAAAUUGGUGCUUUACAAGCAUCAGAUGGAGGUUGAUGAGAAAAAGAAAAAAACACUUGAUAAACAGCUCGAGUUUCUUUUGGGUCAAACUGAGAGGUACUCGACAAUGUUAGCCGAAAAUCUUGUGGACAAUUACAAGCCUGCGCAGCAACACCCUGUACAAGAUCAAUUGAGUAUUAAACAUAAAGAAGUGGAUGAGAACGAUACCAAUGAAUCUUCAGAGCUGAAUGCUGAACCUCAGUCAGAUGCAGCAGAUGUUGACGAGGAUUAUGAUAUACAGUCAGAUGAUGAUUCAGAAGAUGAUGAGCAAACAUUAGAGGAAGAUGAGGCUCGCAUAACUGAAGAAGAAAGACAAGAAGAACUGGUUGCUUUGCAAAAUGAAAUAGAUCUUCCACUUGAGGAGCUACUCAAACGUUAUACUAGGGACAAAAAUAGCAGAGACAGCAGUCCAUUGAAGGAUGAAGAGGGGGAUGAAUUAGCCGUUAUGGACAGAGAUCGUGAUAGUAAGAACGAACUUUCUACAGCCACUAAAAUUAAGAAAAACAACUCUGUUGGAUCCACUGGUCGUCGUUGUAGGGUGAGUAACGGAGGCUUUUCAAUUUUGGAAAACCAUUUAUCAGAAGUUGAGACGCAUAAAGGGGAAAAUCUUUCUGAAGAUUCUGAUGAGUUAGCCAAAGAACAAGUGGUGUAUGAUUUUAAUGAUGAAGGGGGAGAUGGUGACUUUAUUCUUGCUGCCAUAGAAGAAAAGGAUGAUGAGACAACCUUGUUAGAAGAGGAGGAAUUUGCAAAAGCAGAUUCCAAUGACCCAAUAGAUGAGAUUGCAUUGCUGCAAAAGGAGAGUGAAAUACCUAUAGAAGAACUACUUGCAAGGUAUAAAAAGAACUUCAAUGAUGAGGAAGACGUGGAUGACGAAUCUGAGUAUGCCUCUGCUUUGUCGGAUGGGUUUGCAGAUUCUCCAUCACUUGAAGGCUUUGAACAGAAGCAGCAGGUUGAUUCUACGGAUGAAGACAUUGAACAGAAGCAGUGCAGUACUUCUGUGGAUGGAGACGCUCAAUCUGGUGAACACCAGCCAGGUGCACACUCACCUAUGGAUGAAGAGCAAGCCAAACAUGAUAUGGUAUCUGAAGGAGAAAGGGAGAGUGAGAAUAUAAUUUUUGAUGCAGCUGCUGCUGCAAGAUCAGCGCAACCAACAGGAAACACCUUUUCCACAACAAAAGUGCGUACAAAGUUUCCUUUUCUUCUAAAGUUCCCUCUUCGUGAGUAUCAACACAUUGGCUUGGAUUGGCUUGUCACAAUGUAUGAGAAAAGGCUGAAUGGGAUUCUAGCAGAUGAGAUGGGGCUUGGAAAGACGAUUAUGACUAUUGCUUUGUUGGCACACCUAGCAUGUGAGAAGGGAAUAUGGGGUCCACAUCUUAUUGUGGUCCCAACAAGUGUAAUGCUAAAUUGGGAGACUGAGUUUCUUAAAUGGUGUCCUGCUUUUAAAAUUUUGACAUAUUUCGGAAGUGCAAAAGAGCGAAAAUUGAAGAGGCAAGGCUGGUUGAAGCCCAACUCAUUUCAUGUAUGCAUAACAACUUACAGACUGGUCAUUCAAGAUUCAAAAGUUUUCAAGCGUAAGAAGUGGAAGUACUUGAUAUUAGAUGAGGCUCAUCUGAUUAAAAAUUGGAAGUCUCAAAGAUGGCAAACCCUUUUGAACUUCAAUUCAAAGCGGCGUAUUUUAUUAACUGGUACUCCACUGCAGAAUGAUCUCAUGGAACUCUGGUCACUAAUGCAUUUCUUGAUGCCUCACAUUUUUCAGUCUCAUCAGGAAUUCAAAGAUUGGUUUUGUAAUCCAAUAUCAGGGAUGGUAGAGGGACAAGAAAAAGUAAAUAAAGAAGUGGUUGACCGUCUACAUAAUGUCCUUCGCCCAUUUAUACUCCGGCGUUUGAAGCGAGAUGUGGAGAAGCAGCUCCCUAUGAAACACGAGCAUGUAAUUUACUGUAGAUUAUCCAAGAGGCAGCGCAACUUAUAUGAAGAUUUCAUUGCCAGCUCAGAAACACAAGCUACUCUAGCGAGUGCAAACUUUUUUGGGAUGAUUAGUAUUAUAAUGCAACUUCGCAAAGUAUGCAAUCAUCCUGACUUGUUUGAAGGUCGUCCAAUUGUCAGUUCUUUUGAUAUGGCUGGUAUUGACAUUCAAUUGUGUUCUUCUAUUUGUUCAAUACUUUCACCUGGCCCAUUUUCAGGAGUUGACCUUAGGGACUUGGGUUUUUUGUUUACUGAUCUUGAUUAUAGCAUGACUUCUUGGGAGAGUGAUGAAGUUAAAGCUCUUGCUACCCCCUCAAAUUUGAUCAAAGAGCGUGCUAACCAGAUUAAGAUUGAAGAAAUUGGGUUUGGAUUUAAAAAUCGCAAGUUGCAUGGAUCAAAUGUUUUUGAGGAGAUCCGAAAGGCAAUUAUGGAGGAGAGGCUAAAAGAAGCAAAGGAACGUGCAGCAGCCAUUGCAUGGUGGAAUUCUUUGAGGUGUGAGAAAAAACCCUUGUACUCAACAACCCUGAGGGAUCUUGUCACAGUAGACCAUCCUGUUUAUGAUAUUCACCGUCAUAAGGCAAAUCCAUUGUCCUAUAUGUAUUCCACAAAGCUUGCUGAGAUUGUGUUGUCACCAGUUGAAUGCUUCCAUAAAAUGAUCAACCUGGUGGAAAGUUUCAUGUUUGCAAUCCCAGCAGCGCGAGUUCCACCACCUGUAUGCUGGUGCAGUAGAUCAGGGAGUUCUGCAUUUCUCGACCCAACUUAUAAGCAGAAGUGCACCAAAGUCUUGUCUCCACUACUGUCUCCUUUCAGACCUGCUAUCGUUCGGAGGCAAGUAUAUUUCCCUGACAGGCGACUUAUACAGUUUGAUUGUGGUAAAUUGCAAGAGCUCGCAAUUUUGCUUAGAAGAUUGAAAUCAGAAGGUCACCGGGCAUUAAUAUUCACUCAAAUGACAAAGAUGCUUGAUGUUUUGGAGGCUUUUAUAAAUUUGUAUGGUUACACUUACAUGCGCUUAGAUGGAUCCACUCAGCCUGAAGAGAGGCAAACUUUGAUGCAAAGAUUUAAUACGAAUCCAAAAAUAUUUCUUUUCAUCUUGUCAACUCGUAGUGGGGGUGUUGGCAUCAACCUGGUUGGAGCAGAUACGGUUAUCUUUUAUGAUAGUGACUGGAAUCCUGCUAUGGACCAACAAGCUCAAGAUCGAUGCCACCGAAUCGGACAAACACGCGAAGUGCAUAUUUACCGAUUGAUCAGUGAGAGCACCAUUGAAGAAAAUAUUUUGAAGAAAGCAAAUCAAAAGCGUGCUUUAGAUGAUCUAGUGAUACAGAGUGGGGGCUACAACACUGAAUUUUUCAAGAAGCUUGAUCCUAUGGAGCUGUUUUCUGGUCAUAGAUCUCUUCCCAUCAAAAAUAUUCAGAAGGAGAAAAAUGUCAAUGGAAAUGAGCUUUCUCUAUCCAAUGCAGAUGUGGAGGCUGCUUUGAAAUCUGCAGAAGAUGAAGCAGACUACAUGGCGUUAAAGAAAGUUGAGCAGGAAGAAGAGGUUGACAACCAAGAGUUCACUGAAGAAGCUAUUGGGAGACUGGAAGAUGACGAGUUGGCAAAUGAGGAUGAUGUGAAGGUUGAUGAACCUGGAGAUCAGAGUGGCAUGAUGAUAGCUUCGAACAAAGAAACUGGUUUGGUGAUUAAUGGGAGUGAUACUAAUGAAGAAAAGGCUCUUAAAACUGGUAGGGAUGAUGAUGUUGACAUGUUGGCUGAUGUAAAACAAAUGGCUGCAGCAGCUGCAGCAGCAGGACAAACAAUCUCUUCCUUUGAGAAUCAGUUGCGCCCAAUAGAUAGGUAUGCAAUUCGCUUUCUAGAAUUAUGGGACCCAAUUAUAGACAAGACGGCAGUGCAAUCUCAAGUUACAUACGAGGAAAAAGAAUGGGAACUGGAUCGCAUUGAGAAGUACAAGGAGGAAAUGGAAGCUGAGAUUGAUGAAGAUGAGGAGCCUUUUGUGUAUGAAAGAUGGGAUGCCGAUUUUGCAACUGAGGCAUAUCGACAGCAGGUUGAAGCCUUGGCUCAACAUCAGUUGAUGGAGGAACUGGAAUGUGAGGCUAAGGAGAGGGAAGAUGAAGAGGCUGAAAACUGUGAUUCUAUGAACAGGAAUGAGAUGAGAAGUGAUCCUAAACCUAAGGCCAAGAAGAAACCGAAGAAGGCGAAGUUCAAAUCCUUAAAGAAAGGAUCAUUAGCUUCUGAAUCAAAAUCUGUGAAAGAAGCUAUGUCCAUAGAUGAAGAUAGUGUUUCUCAUGAGAUGCUCACCUUUUCAGAUACAGCAUCCCCUCAUUCAAUUGCGCAGAAAAAACGUAAAAAGGCUGAAACUGCAACAGAUGGUGAUGAAGAGAAGACCUCCAAGAAAAAGUCUAAGAAACUCAAGAAGGCUCCUGUUCAGAUUUGUCCUCUGGACCUAGAUACUGACUUUCCUGUUAUGCAGCAUGAUGAACCUGCAGAUUCAAAACGUUUUGAGAGUGUAGUUGAAUGUGAACAGAAACCAGUUAGCAGGAGCAAGAUGGGAGGAAAAAUAUCCAUCACUUCCAUGCCGAUAAAGCGAGUCCUAAUGAUAAAACCGGAGAAGCUAAGGAAGGGGAAUAUCUGGUCAAGGGAUUGUGUCCCAUCUCCUGAUGUUUGGUUACCUCAGGAGGAUGCAAUAUUAUGUGCUGUGGUACAUGAGUAUGGGGCUCAUUGGAACCUGGUUAGUGAAAUAUUAUAUGGUAUGGCUGCUGGUGGAUUUUACAGGGGAAGAUAUCGCCAUCCUGUCCAUUGUUGUGAGAGAUUUAGGGAACUCAUUCAAAGAUAUGUUUUGUCUUCACCGGACAAUCCCAAUUAUGACAAAGUUAGCAGCAAUGCGGGGUCCGGAAAGGCUCUUCUAAAAGUAACACAGGAUAAUAUUCGAACGUUGUUAGAUAUUGCUGCUGAGCAGCCAGACAAAGAGUUGCUCCUUCAAAAACACUUCACUGCCGUUCUGUCAUCUGUCUGGAAGAUUACAUCUCGUAUGGAUCACCACAAGAACCUUGCAUCAUCACGAAAUGGACUCUAUUUUGGUGGGAGAUUUUUCAAUUCUGUCAACCAUAUUUCUCGUACUUCUAUUAAGGAGCCUGUUGAGAGAUUGAAAUUCACUAAUUCAGGACAGAGUAGGCUAUUAGCAGCUGCACUUCACGAUGUUGGUAAUCGACAACAGGAAGACAAAGCAUCCUCUUUUGUUCAAAGGAUGCGACAACCAGAUGACAGAGCUUCUUCUUCCAGUCGCAGGGAAGAUGCAUCGACAAAGGCAGAACGUUGGGAGAUGACUCUGGAAUUCCCUAAAGAAACGGACGACACGUUGGAUCCGCUGCCUUCUGUUCUAAACUUAUCAAUUGUUGGUUCAGACCCUCUCCCAUCUGUUAGUCAGGAUGAGCAGGAAGAUCGUCAUCUCAGAACUUCAUAUGAUGUGGCUGAGAAUCGUUUCAGGGUUUCUGCAAGAGCUUGUGUUGACGACAGUCUCGGAUGGGCUUCAUCUGUAUUUCCCACAAACGAGGUCAGGUCUCGUUCCGCACCGAAGUUACCGUCCUUGGGAAAGCACAAAAUCCCCUUCCCUGAUUUAAACAAACCUGCUAAGUCAAAGUCCAGGAAAACUUCAGAGAAUGGUAAGACGCGCCACCCUCAUAGUGAACAGAUCUUCCGACCAUUGGCAUCGCUGGAUCUUAACCUAUUCAAUCCAAGUUCGCCCAUCACGGCAGAGGUUGAGAUUGAUGCUUUGGGAAGUAACUCCUUUUCUGACAUCAAUGAUUUCUUACCAUCAGAAAUGGAGACUUUUGAAGCAGUAGAACACAGUUAUGAUCCCAGUAUUUUCUCUGAUCUUGUUGAUUGUCCGUUGUCUCCAGAAUUUACCGACAUUGGUUAGGACGAAUCUCAAGCUUGGUCGGAACCAAAAGUUUUGGAACGGAGGGAUUCUCUCGUGAGAAUUUUCCAGGCUCGGGUUAGUUGACCAUAAAUUCUUGGGCAUUGUCGAUGUGCUCCUGAGGCAUGUAUUUUUGUGGCUCGCCAUUUUCGGCCGCUUUAUCAAGAGGGAGGAAUUUGGAACAUCUUGCCUAUGUACCCCAGUUUGGUGGAUUUUGUCUUUCAGAAUUGGCCAUGCCGAGGGAUCAGUGAUUUGGGAAAUUUGGUGCGCCAAUGGAGAAUUUUGCAAUUUCAUUUCUCACUGGGAAGUCUUUGCUAAUUAAUUGGGGCUUAAUUUUGGACAACUACCUUUGUAUGGACUUUGGGCACAUUUCCCCCAAUAGGAAGUAGUGAAAGGAAAUUAAAAAACUAUUGAUUAGUGAGAGCGAAAAAGAAUUAAAAAUUCAGCUUCCCCUUUCUGUCUGCAGAGUCUCUCUCCAAUGACUUGCAAGUGGUUCUAAGCUAUUGAUCUUUUACUUUUGCUAACAAACAAAUAAAUUGAUGUUUUUAAGAAAUAGCUUUAAUCAACACAGCACAAGGCAGUUUUUUUU
Molecule: messenger RNA, 7121 nt
Organism: Morus notabilis
Lineage: Eukaryota; Viridiplantae; Streptophyta; Magnoliopsida; Rosales; Moraceae
Product: protein PHOTOPERIOD-INDEPENDENT EARLY FLOWERING 1
Exons: 22
Coding region: 302-6535 (2077 amino acids)
Cellular component (GO): Swr1 complex
Molecular function (GO): ATP hydrolysis activity; ATP-dependent chromatin remodeler activity; ATP binding
Source: RefSeq, a predicted model, not a curated record